Messenger RNA from Dentiscutata erythropus, 405 nucleotides. Lineage: Eukaryota; Fungi; Glomeromycota; Glomeromycetes; Diversisporales; Gigasporaceae. The record is from the annotation of a GenBank genome assembly.
AUGACAAUUUCUUUGUUCAUUAUUGCAUUCCACUUUGAUCUUAGUAAUGCUUAUAAACUGGAUAGAAGUUUUACCCAACAUUCAAAACGAGAAGAAAAUUUUACAGGAAGUGUUACAUUCUUUGAUGCAGGCCUUGGUGCAUGCGGUACUAAAAAUACGAACAGUGAUUUGGUUUGUGCAAUAUCAAAAGAAAGAUUCGGUGAAUCACCCGGUGAUAAUCCAAAUAAAAAUCAAAACUGUGGUAGACAGAUUAAAGUGACUAGAGAUUCGAAAUCAGUCAUAGUCACGGUUGUGGAUAUAUGUACAGAAUGUCAACGAGAUGAUCUUUCUUUAACUCCAGCAGCAUUCAAUCAACUCGCUGAUCCUUCGGAGGGACGCGUGAAAUGUACUUGGGAGUUCUUGUAA